Messenger RNA from Closterium sp. NIES-65, 525 nucleotides. The record is from the annotation of a GenBank genome assembly. Lineage: Eukaryota; Viridiplantae; Streptophyta; Zygnematophyceae; Desmidiales; Closteriaceae.
AUGCCCUCCCCUUUGUUCAUGCUCUCCCCACUUGGCCCCACUCUUCCUCCUCCUCCUCCUCCUCCUCCUCCUCCUCCUCCUCCUCCUCCUCCUCCUCCUCCUCCUCCUCCUCCUCCUCCUCCUCCUCCUCCUCCUCCUCCGUGUGUCACAGCAUAUCCUGCAAGCACACUCACGUUCCCUGCUGCCCGCUGCUGCUCUGCGCUGUCCCCUUGCAUCUCGCAGCCGUACCGAGCCACACUGCUUGACAAGGGCCGUGGGGGCAGCAUGAAAGUGGGGGUGCUCGCGCGCUCGCUUCCACUCACCACCUUGCAUGCCAUCUUUCCCCUCUCCUCCCCCCGCCUCUCCCCCUCUCACCACCUCCAUGCCUUGACGCUCCUCUCCUGCCUCCCACGCCCUCACCUCCCCGCACACUUCCCCCAUUGCCCCCUGCUUUACUAUCUCCUCCCCUCUAUCCCCUUCCCUCACGCCUCCCCCUGCCCACCUGCCCUCUCCCCCCAUCUGCCCCUUCCUUGUCCUGGCUUUUGA